Emiliania huxleyi CCMP1516 is the source of this 3726-nucleotide messenger RNA. RefSeq lists its product as hypothetical. The record is from RefSeq and is a predicted model, not a curated record. Bases 1 to 3726 code for a protein of 1241 amino acids. The transcript has 22 exons. Lineage: Eukaryota; Haptophyta; Isochrysidales; Noelaerhabdaceae.
AUGGGAGAGGUGGAGGGCGGAGGAGGCGUGGGCGAGAUGGAAGGCGGCGGAGGCGUGGGCGGCGGCGGCGGCGGUGGGAAGAAGGUGGAGGGUAGCGGCGGCGUGGGCAAGGUGGAGGGCGGCGGCGGCGUGAGCAGCGGUGGCGGCGGUGUGGAGGGGGUGGAGGGCGGCGGCGGCGUGGGCGGUACUCGCCAGAGUCCGAGAGCCAUGGCCUCGCCGCGAGGCAAACCAGGCCGGCGGCGCGGCGGCGGGCGAGCCGCAGCCGCACCCGCCUGCGCGACGGCACAGCGUUCCUCGGCCUUCGACGCGGACACCUGGCAGGCCGCCCUCAACGAGCAGCUGGAGGCGCUCGAGCGCGCGGCCGGCGUCAGCAGUUGGGCCGCGCCGCCCGUGGACGAGAAGGAGCUUGUCUGGCGAGCGGACGGCUCGAGGCGCGCGAAUGCGAUGCUUGAGCUGCCGCAUUGCGGCAGCAUCGAGGAGCAAGGCGCCACCGCGCUCGCCCUGCUGCGCGGCGAAGCUUCCGCGAAGCUUCCUGCGGCGGGCAGCGAAGCUUCCGCGAAGCUUCCUGCGGCGGGCAGCGAAGCUUCCGCGAAGCUUCCUGCGGCGGGCGGCGAACCUUCCGCGAAGCUUCCUGCGGCGGGCAGCGAAGUUUCCGCGAAGCUUCCUGCGGCGGAGGAGGAGAAGGCGGCGGCGGAGCAGGCGGCGGAGGCGGAGGAGGGAGCGGCGGCGGCGGUAGAGGCGGAUGCGGCGGUGGCGGAGGAGGAGGCGGUGGCGGCGGCGGCGGCGGCGGCGGCGGCGGCGGCGGCGGCGGCGGCGGCGGCGGCGGGCGGCGGGGCGUGUCCCACGAUAGUGAGGCAUGCCGUGCUUGUGCCGCCGAGCGCCAUCGGCAAGGGGCUGCUGCUGCUGCGGAGAGGAGGCAGCGUCGAGGCGUAUUGGGAAGAGGUCAGCCUGAAGGGCGAUGCGCCGCCAGACGCCGCUGCAGCCGAGGGGCUGCCGCCGCCGCCGCCCGCCGUCGUCCCGGAGGAGCUGACUUGUCAGCGCCUUCGCAACGCGGUUCAAUUGUGGACGACGGUGUACACGGCGAUGGGAUGGGAGAAGGGGGCGGCGGCGGAGGCUGAGGCGGAGGCGGAGGCGGAGGCGGAGGCGGAGGCGGAGGCGGAGGCGGAGGCGGCGGAGGAGGAGGAGGCGGAGCAGGAGGAGGAGCAGGAAGGGGCGAUGGAAGAGGCAGAGGAGGAGGAGGGGGGGGCGGCUGAGGAGCCGGAGGGGGGCGAGGAGGCGGAGGAGGAGGAGGCGGCGGAGGUGGUCGUGUCGCUCUCCGAGUUCAGCGGCUACUUGACGCGUGGCGGUCGGAGUUCGUCGAGUACUACGGCGGAACCGCCGAGUGGGACCGAGCGGGAGAUCGCAAUCUCCUGGCGGGAGGACUAUCUCCCUCGGAGGAAGCAUCGGAACCAGCCAAAGCCGUGCUACGAGUGGCGCGACAGCGGGCAGUACUCCCAUGCGGUCGAGCCUCCGCACACGCGUUUCGCGCGGCCGGCGGCGGAGGCCGGGGUAGGAACGGCGGCGGCGGCGGGGGCGGCGGCGGCGGCAGGAACGGCGGGGGCGGCAGGAACGGCGGCGGGGGCGGCGGCGGCGGCGGCGGGGACGGCGGCGGCGGCGGAGGCGGGGACAGCAGGAACGGCAGGAACGGCGGCAGCGGUGCACGCGGCGGUUGCUGCGUCGGCCGGGGCUGCAAGCCGAGAAGGCAACGGUGGUGCGGAGGGGGGCAGCGUCGUGUCCGUCGCGAACUUGCCGUGGUCUGCGACGGACGAGCAGGUGGAGGCUGCGAGUGGGUCGGCGAGGCGAAAGGGCAAGGGCGGGCAGCGGCGGGGCGCGGCGGGCGCGGCGGCGGAGGGGGCGGAGGCGGCGGCGGCGGCGGAGGCGGCGGCGGCGGCGCGGGAGAUUGCAACCUCGCCGGCGGCGGCGGCGGAGCCGGAGGUUUCGGUUCGGCCUCCGGCACGAUCGAUGAACGAGUUAAGGUUUCGGUUCGGCCUCGGCACGCCGCUGCAGGCGGCGCGGGGGGCGACGCUGGAGGUGUUUGUGCCUGGACGGUACCCGUCGCGAGAGCCGCCGCAUCCGGUCGAGACGCUGCGGCAGGAGGUGUCGGCCGCGCACGAGGCGGCGGCGGCGGCGGCGGAGGCGGAGGCGGCGGCGAGGGCGGAGGAGGCGGAGGCGGAGGCUGCGGCGGACCUCGUGGUCAACUUGCACGACAACAAGUGCAAGGCGCGGCGCGACCUGCGCGGCAAGACGCUCGGGUGUUUCUGCGUGCCGCUGCAGUGCCACGGAUACGUGCUCGCGAUGGUGGCAAACUCGGAGUCGGACGCGGAGCUGCUCUGCCAGCCGGCGCUCAAAGCGGAGCUCACUUUGCUCAAGGUGCCGCAUGCCGAUGCCGUCGACCGGCUCAUCCAGGCACGCCAGCUGCAGUCGCCGGGCUGCGACGGGAAGUCAGCCGCAACGUUCGCCUCAGCUGACACCGGCGACGACAAGCUGCCGGAGUGCCGCCGGUGCUCAAAGUCGAUCGGCCUUACACAGGCAGGCGAAGCGAUGGGCUGCGGCACGAGCAAGCCGGGCCUGGCCUACGAGGAGAAGCUGGAGCUGUGGCGCAAGCGCGGCGGCGGCGACCUGGAGCGUGUCCUCGAGAGCGGCGCCGCCGCCCUCCUCGACGCGCAGUGGAUCAUCCGCCACGCCGAGGCGGGCGGCGUCCUCACCCACCGCCAGGCGCUGCCCAAAGAGGCCUUCCUCUCUUUCGCCGACCUCAUCGAGGCGACCACCGAGUAUGACUGGCUUCCCGUCGCUGCGCUCUCCUACCCGUGGCUGACCAAGGACCACCCCGACCCGCGCGGAGCCAACCUCGCCCGCGUCGCGAGGGCGCUCAAGGCCCUGCUAGCGAAUUACUUCAUCACGCGGCUCGGCGUCUUUUGGGACUUCGGCUCGCUCCACCAGCACCCCGACCCCCCCAACGGCGUCAUGCGCACCAAGAAGCAGAACGCGCUCUUCAAGGAGGGUUUGGGCUGCCUCGGCACGCUCUACUCCCACCAGCACACUUGGGUGCUGCGGCUGACCUCCUUCCCGGACGGCCACAAGGCGGAGGAUCAGGCCGAGGGCACCAACGUGGCCAAGUACUUUGACCGCGGCUGGUGCUACACCGAGGCCAGCUGGGCCAGCCUGACAAAGGCCGGCGACCUCUCCCUCGACCUCGGCAAGAUGCGCGCCGGCAAGGAGUACGGCUUCAUCAGCCUCACCAACGACUGCAUCCAGGACGGCGGCCGGCGCCCUCCGCUGCUGCCGUCUGCGUUUGCGGCGGAGCUGGAGACGAAGAGCUUCACCAACGGCAAGGACGACAAGCCGCUGGUGAAGCAGCUGUACGAGGCCGCCUUCAAGGAGCAGUUUGGCAAGGCGACCGAGCUGCACUACAUCAACCUCGGCUGGGGCGACGCGGAGGCGGCGCAGCUGGCGGAGGUCCUCGCGAGCGGGGCAGCGCCGCGGCUCGAGACGCUCUAUCUCAACGGCAACAAGAUUGGCGACGAGGGCUGCAAGGCGCUGGCCGCCGCCCUCAAGGAGGGGGCCGCCCCGAGCUUGAAGGCGCCAGACGCCCCCCUCGCCACACGCCCCUCUCUCGCCCAAUGCUCGUCGCACCUCUUCUCGCGUGCAGGCUUUGCCUCUGACCGCCACCGUUCCCAGGCUGCCUAA